AUGACCUUCCUCAGCAAAGCCAGCAACUCAAGCGUGAGGGCAGCCAAGUCAGAAUCACCGCUCUGCGAUGUGGAUUCAGGGGAACAAGCGCCGAGUGAAGGAGAUACAAACGUCUUCAUCGUGUCCUAUUUUAAGACGAGUGCGUACCUGACUCAGUCUCAUCACAUCUACAAGCAGAUGUGUAUCUGUGCUGACUUUGACAAGGUCUUCUGUGUCGGACCAGUGUUCAGAGCUGAGGACUCGAACACUCAUCGUCACCUGACGGAGUUUGUUGGUCUGGAUAUUGAGAUGGCGUUUAAUUAUCACUACCACGAGGUCAUCGACUCCAUCACCGACACCAUGGUGCAGAUCUUCAAAGGACUCAGGGACAAUUUCCAGUCAGAGAUCCAGACGGUGUGUAAGCAGUACCCCAGCGAGCCAUUUAAGUUCCUGGAGCCGACGUUGAGGUUGGAGUUUACGGAAGCCGUCACUCUGCUGCGCUCAGCUGGAGUGGAGAUGGGGGAUGAGAAGGAUCUCAGCACUCCUAAUGAGAACCUGCUCGGUCAGCUCGUCAAAGAAAAGUAUGAUACAGAUUUCUAUGUCCUGGAUAAAUAUCCUCUGGCGGUGAGGCCGUUCUACACCAUGCCCGAUCCCCACAACCCGAAAUACUCCAACUCAUACGACAUGUUUAUGAGGGGAGAGGAGAUCCUGUCUGGAGCUCAGAGAGUCCACGACGCUCAGCUGCUCACAGAGAGAGCACUUCAUCACGGCAUCGACUUGGAGAACAUUAAAUCCUACAUCGACUCGUUCUGUUACGGAGCUCCGCCCCACGCUGGAGGAGGAAUCGGUUUGGAGCGAGUCACCAUGCUGUACCUCGGGCUACACAACGUGCGUCAGACCUCCAUGUUCCCCCGUGACCCCAAGCGCCUGACACCCUAAAGGCCAAAGGUGGCACUUCCUGGCUGACCUCACUAACACACACACACACACACAGAGGUUAUGGGAUCUCUCCGUGAUUAAACGAUGAUAAUAAAUUAAAACCAGCUCAUUUUUUAACGUUUGAUACUGAUGUGUACGAUGAGGUCCAUCCUGACUGGUGAAGGGACAGAGUGAACAUUAAACAAGUGUGCUUCAAUCUGUAUAAAGGGAAUCUGUGCUCUAAUGGUGGUAAAGGGGUGGGUCAGGCCAUGUCUCAAACCACACAAUACUGCACUAAAUCGUGUGAAAGUAUUAUGGCAGUGUUUUUGACAGUUCUACAGUGUAAUUUUGGGUAAAGUCAAGUAAUACAUAUUGAUGUAUUGAGUUUACUACGCUAGUAUGUGAUUUAGGACGUAGCCCAAGACUUAAAAAUAGUGUACUUAAUAACAUGCCACACUAUACUAAAUAAUAGUGUACUAAACGCCCUGAUUAUGAUGUUUUGUAUAUUUAAUCAUGUGUUUUGGGACGCAGCCCGAGUCGUACACUGUCUGAGGUAAAAGUUUUGACACACUCGCACACUGCAAUGUACUAGGGUGUGGAUUGGGACGUGGCCAAGGUCUUAUACCGACUGAGAUAAACUGAGUUCAGGUUAGUUGUUUUCUACAGAAAUCAUGUUUACUGCCUGAGUGCAGAGGAGGAGGAGGAGUUUUAAACAUCAGAGCAGUUUAAUAAAUAAAUAAAGACAUUACUAAUGAAUUAAAGAACAGAUUCUCAUUACUCUAA
Molecule: messenger RNA, 1680 nt
Organism: Ictalurus furcatus (blue catfish)
Lineage: Eukaryota; Metazoa; Chordata; Actinopteri; Siluriformes; Ictaluridae
Product: aspartate--tRNA ligase, cytoplasmic-like
Exons: 9
Coding region: 1-918 (305 amino acids)
Biological process (GO): aspartyl-tRNA aminoacylation
Cellular component (GO): aminoacyl-tRNA synthetase multienzyme complex; cytosol; cytoplasm
Molecular function (GO): RNA binding; aspartate-tRNA ligase activity; ATP binding
Source: RefSeq, a predicted model, not a curated record